CUCCGCCAUGAAGGCCGUCGUCGCCGUGCUCGCCCUGGGCGCCGCCCUGGCCGCCGCCAAGCCGCCCCCCGCCCCCGGAGCAGCCGCCGCCCCCUGGGCCGCGUACGUCGGCAAGCCUGGCGUGAUGGGCCGAUCGCUGGUGGGUCUCGGUGACGACCCCGCCGCCGGCGUGGGCUCGCCGAUGUCGCCCUUCCUCAAGCUGAAGCCCUUCCUGCCGGCCAAGCCCACCUUCAUGCCCCCCGUCGUCGACCCGUCCGCGUUCAUCGACAUGAAGGCCAGCCUCCUCAACAGCCUGUUCCCGGGUGGGCUGCCUGCCGCCCCCGCCGCCCCCGUGUACGGAGCCGCCCCCGCGGCCUACAGCGGCCUGUCCGAGCGCGCCCUGCUCAGUCCGUUCGCCGCCCCCGCCGCCCCCGCCGUCACAAAGCCGCCACCCCCGGCCUUCCUCGCGGACCUGUUCAAGGCCCUGAACAUCAACAAGACCGUCGCCAACGCCACCGCCCCCGCCGUGGCCCCGUCAGCGUACCCCGGCCUCGCCCUAUCGCCCUUCGCCGCGCCGGCGGUGGACCCCGGCGUGUUCAUCUCCAAGAAGGCCAAGUUCCUGAGCGACCUGUUCGCCGGGCUCGCCGUCACGACCCCGGCCCCCGUGGAGGAGCCCGUGACCGCCGACCCCGCCGCCGUCAACGCGGAGCUGGCCGCCACGCUGCAGAGGCUGCUGGACUCGCUGGAAGCCUCCGGCGCGCAGGACGUCCCCGAGGACGAGGUCUCCGCAGUCAGGGCCAAGCGUGCGGCCCUGGUGGACUCCGCGGCCCUGGUGGCCGACGCCAAGGACAAGGUGGUGGACACCAUCAUCGGCCAGCUCGCCGAGCUCAAGAACGGCAUGGUGGACGCCGUCAGCGACCUCGCCGUCGCCCAGAAGGCUGCCGACGCCGCCAACGCUGCCGCGGCCGCCGCCGCCGCCCCCAAGAAGCCCGUGUCGCCCUACGCCGCCAUGUGGGCCAAGCCCGCCGCCGGCGCCGCGGCCACCACCGUCAAGCCGCCCCCCGCCGUGGAGCCCGUGCGCCAGAAGGUGGUGCUCCUGGGGCAGGUGUUCGACAUGCUCACCGACAUGGAGAAGGACAUCGCCACCUCCAUGGCCGUGCCCCCGACGACGGACGGCGCAGCUGCAGGAGUGGAGUCCCCGGCCGUGCCCGCCACCCCCGACUUGAUGGACUUGGUAAGGGCCAAGAUCGGCCAGAUGGUGGCCAACGGCACGGCCGUCAACAAGACCACGUCGGCGGCCCCCGCGGCCCCGGCCUCGGUCUUCACGACGGCGCCCAAGACGCUGCGCCUGGUGCCGGGGGCUGAAGCUGGAGCGGCCUCGAGCUCCGCCCCAGUGGACCCCACAUUCUGGAUCCCCGACUCGCCCCUCGUCGCACCGGGGGCCUACCUCGCCAAGACGAAGGAGUUCCUGGCCAACAUUAUGGCAGCAAAAUCCACACCCAGCCCCAUAGUGCGGAGGAGCUACAGACCAUCAUACUACCAGCAGACUGAAGGGUCUCCAUCAGCACCCUCCCAACAGCAGCAGCAGCCUCAGGCAGGAGGGCAGCAACAGAAAUUCAACCAACAGGCGAACCCAGGGGCUGCUAUUGCGUAUCAGCUACAACAACUGCACCACCACCACCACAACCGUCAGCCAUAUUGGUGGAAUUAAGAUAAUCAGUAACUCUGAGUUUGUGUUUUUAUUGUUUAAGGUUUAAACCAAUGGUCUUAAGGGAAGCAAUGCGAGAGGAACUGAAAAAAUAGAAUAAAGGUAACAGUACAAUAAUGUUUUCAAAAUAGGAUCAGAAGGCAUCCAGGGAAUAUUUAGAACUUUACUUGGAUACAUUAUUGCACAAUAGUGUUUUUAUUGCAACAUUUGGAAGUCCAACUCCCUUGGUCCCCUUAAUGAAUGACCAUGGUUGAGUAUAUGUCUAGUCAAAAGUAGUUUGAUGAGGUCAGCUCAAAUCCUUGUACAUGAACAAUAAGAGAAAUAAAUUUUGUAGAAGAAACAAAUUAA
Molecule: messenger RNA, 2035 nt
Organism: Thrips palmi
Lineage: Eukaryota; Metazoa; Arthropoda; Insecta; Thysanoptera; Thripidae
Product: ice-structuring glycoprotein-like
Exons: 7
Coding region: 8-1690 (560 amino acids)
Source: RefSeq, a predicted model, not a curated record